Messenger RNA from Neurospora tetraspora, 5459 nucleotides. RefSeq lists its product as uncharacterized. Gene Ontology annotation, molecular function: protein binding. The record is from RefSeq and is a predicted model, not a curated record. Bases 246 to 5039 code for a protein of 1597 amino acids. NCBI's taxonomy places the organism in Eukaryota, Fungi, Ascomycota, Sordariomycetes, Sordariales, Sordariaceae. The transcript has a single exon.
AGAACCAAAACCGCAAUUAUUGAUCCCCAUCGUCUGGAAACACGGAAGGUGAAACCGCAACCAACGAAAGAAAGGAAAGAAAGGACGGAGGAAACAAUGGUCAAGGCGUCCUUUCCCUAACGGUUUUGAGAGCGACGUCCACGACGAGGAAAGAGCAAACGGGAGGGGGACACAUUCCAGUUGAACACUGCAGCGUCCGGGCACUUCCUUCCCCGCCAAUCAUCAUCUUUCGGGGCACCCAAACCAUGGCCCGGCCCCGGCCCCGGCCCCAGUCCCGACACCGAUCCGGGUCUCGACUAGCGCCGUCACCGCCAAGCAGGUCCGAAACAUUAACAACAUCACAUACCGGACAUCGACGACACCGGACUUCACUCACCACAACCUUCUGCUUGGCUACCCUGGCAGCAGCAGCAGCAGCAGCAGCAACCCCCGUGGCCGCCAUCACGCUUCCCUACACGCCAACGACCAUCCUCCUUUCCGGAUCUCAGUCACUUCUCUCCACUAACUCGGCCAAUCAUGGACUCGCAUACAUCUUCACCCCUAAUGCAGACAACAACGGCGUUGACUUGCUCGCCAUCAACACGUCGUCGACGCUGGAUGCUGAUUCCUUCAAGCCGAUAACACUCACCUCCGGGUUGCCCUUCGUUACCAAGUCGAAAACGAGUGGAUUUGCACCAACGUUGUUAGAGAAUGGUACUUUGGCAGUACUGGCAGGCGAUUGUGCCGCUGGAGGCGCGUCAGGGUAUGGAGAUGAAGAUUCUACUCCCUCGGUAUGGAGUUACGCUCCCUCUUUCGAAAAAGACGGUGAUGCCAAAGGCGUCUGGACGAAACACAGUACCCAACAGAACCUCAAGGGCAGUAUAGGGACAGGACUAGGAAUCCCUUAUCUCCUCGGCUCUUCGCUCUCCUUCUCAUCACAAAUCUACCCCACCAUCUCCGAUCCCGUCAUCUACAUCUAUGGCGGCAUGUGCCCAUUUCCCAACUCGACGGCUUCGACAUGGCAGGCAUCAGCGCACUACUCGAAUCGCAUGCUCAAGAUCUCUUCUCUUUCCUCGGACUCUUCUGUAGCAACACCUUCAACUCAGACCGGCGGUGAUGAGGAUGACGUUGUGGAACCGGGAAACACCAACACCGACGGAGCCGAUUUCACAAUCUCCAACCCCCAAUUGGGCGGUCCUCCCAUUCCGGAAGCCGGCUUCACCUUCACCGCUCUGACACCGAGUAUCACGAACCGAUCAGGCAUCGUAACGCAGCAGACCUCCCAUGUGCUGCUGGGCGGACACACGCAGCAUGCGUUUGUUAACAUGAGCACUGCGGCUAUCUGGAGCCUGCCGGAAGAGACGUGGAGCUUCGUGUCGAUUAAUCCACCUGCGGAAGAACCAGCUGGGUCGUCACCUGGCAGCGGGCAGGCGGAUCUGGUUGUCUUGAACGUACACCAAAAGCGGCCCAAGUUGAAGCAAAAGAGGGGAGUAACGACUGUGGAUAGCAGGUCAGGGCAUACGACCGUGUUGAGUGAGGAUGGAGGCAGCUUGGUCAUCUUAGGAGGUUGGGUAGGGGAUGUGUCCCAACCGGCGGAGCCACAGCUUGUGGUAAUCAAGAUCGGGGCAAGUUACGAUGAUUGGAGCUGGGAGAUCCCGGAGGAAAACCACGCACAAAUAUUUGGUGAGGGAGAGGGGCUCUACGGUCAUGGUGCUGUGGUCCUUCCAGGGAAUGUGAUGAUGGUCUACGGAGGGUGGGAAAUCAAACCACCCAAGGCAGCAUCUUCCGAGACGAAGGUCAAGAGGUGGCUCAACUCCUUUCUGGGUAUCGCUGAUAGCAGCAACCUUGAGAAACGACAGUCGACGACUGCCACGAGUACCCCGAGAUUCUUCAACAUGACGUCUCAGUCCUGGUCGAUAACCUAUACUAACCCGCGACCGGAUGCGAAUGGCAAUCCGACCGUCGAUAUCCCUCCUACUACAAACGGUCCAUCUGAUUCCACCAAAGUUAGCCAAAAUCUCGGACUUACACUUGGGUUGGCACUCGGUCUUGGAGUUCCUCUAGUAGCCAUUAUCUUCGCAGUGCUUUUCUUCCUGUGGCGCCGACGACAACGCCGCCGGGCUCAACGCGAUCAAACCCUUCGCAGCUUGUCCAUGGGCAUGGCCCCCAGUGUCUACGGUACUGGUUUUGGUGGUAGUAUCAGGCACAGCAUCAGUGACUGGGGCGAGAAUCCAUCCAGUUACACCAAUUACGAUAACGAAAUGGCCGAGCAAAGAAGCAGCGGGUUCGGCUUCCAGUUCCCUUGGAACACAAAUAACGACUCGAACGGGCAGGGCACCCGGUCUCUUAGUGGUGGGUAUCAAGUUGUUGGUCAACUAGGUCACUACCAGCCAUCCGGGCCGCCGGCUGCUAAUAGCACCGGUUCCGGAGUCGGCAGGUUGCGCAACGCGAGGGGGCUCUAUAUCCCUACUAAUGGUAUGGACUUUUCACCGCCGCCUGGGAGAGGGAUUACGAAUCCUAAUGGGAUCCACCCCAUCUACGAGGAGGCAGACGAAGAUGACGAGUACAACGAGAAAGAUGGAGGGGAUCUAGGAGCGUCCGGGCGGCUGAUCAGUCCUGAGUAUGACGAUGAUCCGUUCAUCACCCCGGCCGGAAGCAUACUACGGGCAGGAGCCGUGGCUAGCACGUCAUAUCCGCCAACUAGUAGUGGGAGUGGAAGCGGAGGAAGCAUGAACGACGAGAAGUCGAGCCCUGGCUUACCACCACCCGAGGUUCUGUCCUUCUCUCCAAAGCAAGGGCAAGCUCAGGACCCAGAAGUCCGGGGCUGGAAGACUGAUGUGGAUGUGGCGGACGCCGUGCUGGCCGCUAAAAUCAGCCGGCAUGGAUCCGUGACCACCACUCACCGUGCAGCCACCGCUGCUUCGCUCGAGGCUGCCACGCACCAGCCUAUAUUACCUACUAGUGCAGCAACUCGUGUGGUAACAUCACCUCCGCGCCGAGCAUCGAACAAGUCCAAUAAGUCUAGGAGGGCCUCUAACCCACUGAGCAAGAUCAUGGUGGAUACCUCGGACGACUCCCGCGCAAACAGCGACCAUCGCACGGGAAGCAACCUUUCCGACCGGAGCGCAUUCAGUUUCAUCUCGGGCGGGGAGCAUCAACAAGCGGCCCAUCACCAACUCCGGGUAGCGGCCGCAGCAGGAGAGAUUCCCAAGCCAGGCAGUUCUGGCAGCGGCAAGUCUGGCAACAGCGGCAGCAGCCAUUCCCUCGCAGCCUCCUCCGCCUCUAGUGGCUCGCACUCCGGUUCGACAGCCUUCGCAUCUGCUCGAUCCAACCUCCCCACGCCUACUCCAAACUUCAACUCCCUCCAGACCGAGGGCCCUGAUCUUCUUUUUCCUCUGUCCGGGUCAGGCAACAAUGAGCGCCCGGGUGCGGAAGAAGGUGGAGAAAAUCAGGAGUCCGAAGAGGAUUGGGAACCAAUCCCCAGCUCACCAUCCAAAACCCGUCGGAACUCCCGUCUCGACUCCCGUCCGCGCAGCUGGCUGGGCAGCCUUAAGCGGAUGCUCAGCGUCAGCGGAGGGUCGGGCGGGUCUGGCAGCUCAGGUGGCGAUAGCAGUCCGACCAAGGAGAGCUUGUUGCAUGGUAACGAAGCUAGUGGCUUCGAUCACCAUCAUCUCUCUCUGAUCGGCCUCAAUCCCGGCGCGUUGGGCCUGGGACUGGUGAGGAGGAAGCAAGGCCGUGAGGCCUGGGAUAAUAAUGGAGAGGGAUCGUCGUCUAGACAAGCCGCUGGAGGAGAGAAUAACGAGGCCGCGGGAGAAGGAGGUCAGGGAGAUGAGUGGGACGUGGAGAAGGCGGUUGAGGAGCGGUUGGUCCAGGUGAUGUUUACUGUGCCCAAGGAGCGCCUGAGGGUGGUUAAUGCGGAGAUUGAGCGGGAGGAGUCUAUCAUUCUGUGUGAUGUCAAUGACGAGGGGAGCAGGACCAGUAGAAGCGGUACUCCCAGCAGUGUUGGCAAGGGGAAGGGGAAGGAACGGGCCGGGGGACAGACACCGGAUGCUAUCGAAAUCAUUGCCGGUGAGAGCACGAGGAAGAUCUCCGGUGGUAGCCAACACCAGCCCGAGCAUGAGCACAAGUCGGAGUCAGACUCAGAGACCAACCCGAUGCUAACACCUGCAUCAGAAGUCACCGGUCAGGACCAUCCUCAAGUCUACCUUCACCCAACUGGGAGCCCAUCACGCAAACGGACUCCCUCCCCGUUACCUCUGCUGGAUCUGACCCUCCCCUCUCCACUAACUCUCUCCCUUUCGCGUUCUACCUCGCCAUCACUCUCCCUCCAUCUGCCAGAAGCAUCUCAACCUCAACGGCAACUUCAGCCCUCUUCAGGCUCCUCAUCCCUCCAACGUCCCUCUCCGGCCCAAUCCCGCACUACCAUCCGCAAUCAACCAAGCACAACCGGUCUCAAUCCCUCAACACCCUCGUCUGAGGGAUCCGGCUUAACACCAUCAGGAGAACCCCACACCCAAAUCACCCCUUCACCUUCGCCCUCUCCCGAGAAAACCCACGGCCGUGGUCACACCUACACCAAAUCCUACGCCCCCUCCGUCCGCUCAACCUACAGCGUGCACUCCCUCCGGAGCAUAGCAAGCGGUGUAUCCGACGCCGGCACCGCGACGCUGCACGUCGCCGAGGCGAUCAAGAUGGAGAAGGUCUCGCUUUCUUCGGUGUCGGAGGUGCGGUCUUCUGUUGAGCAGUUGGAGGAGCUGCAGCCGCAGCUGCAGCAACAAGCACAGGAGUCGUCGUCACUCGAUUCUGAGUUGCUUCAUUCCCAGUCGCAGUCACAGCCAAUGCUACCUCCACCGCCGCGCCCAACUCCGUCUCCCGGUCCGGGUGCGAUGCCCAGAAGGACGAGAACGAGGGUGUUGGACUUGGUGGAAAAGUUUGAGAGUGUUGGUUCGGCAGGGAGCCGGGAGUCGAGUCCGGCGCCGUCGGCGUCGGUGGUGAGGGGGAAUAGUAGUGGCAGUGUCAGUGGACGGCCGGGGCUAGCGGGGAGGCAGACUGGGAGCUAGGUAAUUACCAGUCGCUUCUCUUAUGGUUAAUGUGUACGAAUUGCAAGAUGAUCCCCUUUUUGUUUGCCGGUUUUGGACUUUUCAGUUUCCAUGGAUUGGCUGGGUUACGGGGUGGUACUAUGGGAUGGUUUACCGAGGCACUUGAUAAGUGCCAUCCUUCUAUCUAUCUACACUACAUUUCCAAAGGCAGGGGAGUUCAGGGUUUUGUUCUUUUUUUUUUGUGUGUGUAGGGAUCAAGCGACAACGGUUGUCCGUCAUCGGUGUAUUAGAGAAAGUUAGAUGUCAUCAGGCGAUGUCUGUACGUUAAUUGGACAGCGAGCGAGCGAGCGAGCGCAUCUUCACAUUUCUCGUUUUGUUAAUUGACUCUUCGCUAACAAAUGCAGAAAGGCGUUAGACCGGACCCGUGAGCCUGGAUGGGCC